Molecule: messenger RNA, 1164 nt
Organism: Chrysoperla carnea
Lineage: Eukaryota; Metazoa; Arthropoda; Insecta; Neuroptera; Chrysopidae
Product: GPI ethanolamine phosphate transferase 1-like
Exons: 5
Coding region: 1-1164 (387 amino acids)
Biological process (GO): GPI anchor biosynthetic process
Cellular component (GO): endoplasmic reticulum membrane
Molecular function (GO): mannose-ethanolamine phosphotransferase activity
Source: RefSeq, a predicted model, not a curated record
AUGUGGCUAAUGAUAACAGCUUUCGUUCUACAUAUUUUACUUUUAAUAUCGGUUUUUGACAUAUAUUUUCAAACAAUUAUUAUUCAUGUCAACGAAAAUUACGCUAGUCCUGAACCACCUCCAGCUAAACGAUUAGUUCUAAUUUCCGUUGAUGGUCUUCGAGCGCAGUCUUUGUACAAUUAUUCUGCUUUACAUUCUUGUCCAAUCCGGAAUGAUAUAGAUGUCAAAUACCUUAAAGAAAUAAUUGAUAAUGGAUAUGCUUGGGGAAUUUCUUAUGCUCGAGUACCAACUGAAUCUCGACCUGGGCAUGUAGCAAUGUUAGCAGGAUUCUUUGAGGAUCCCAAUGCGAUUAUGAAUGGUUGGAAAGAUAAUCCAGUAGAUUUUGAUUCAGUUUUAAAUGAAACUAGAGAGUCGUGGUGUUGGGGCAGUAGAAUUGUUAUCCGAAUAUUUUCAAAAGGUGAAAAUCAUAUACAUAUUUUUACAUAUACUGAUGGAGAUACUAACUUCACAAUUACUAAAGACACCACCGAUCUGGAUGCUUGGGUUUGGAAUCGAGUUGAAUACUUCUUUAAGAAUACCACAAAUUAUUUUAGACAAAGAUUGUCUGAAGAUAAAAUUAUAUUUUUCUUGCAUUUAAAUGGAAUUGAUACUCUUGUAGACCCUAAUUCUAGAAAAUUUAAAAACAAUAUUAAAGCUGUUGAUGAAGGAGUCAAACAUUUAACAAAAAUUAUUGAAUCGUUUUAUGAGAAUGAUGGUAAAACAAGUUUUCUGUUAACAUCCGAUCAUGGAAUGAAAGAUUCAGGAUCACACGGUUCUGGAAGUCAAUCUGAAACAAAUUGUCCAAUAAUUGCAUGGGGAGCUGGAAUUUCAAGGAAAUCCGAGCUCAAUUAUGCUCCUACAAUUAAUCAAAUCGAUAUUGCUGUGUUGAUGUCAACUUUGAUUGGUGUCCCGAUUCCAAUGAAUUCUUUGAUUUAUUGUGAUUUUAUAGGAAUACAUUUCCUAUUUUUUGUUACAAAUGAAGGAUCAUGGCUUGACAUUGGUUUGAGUAUUUCAUAUUUCAUACUUUUUGAAACUGCAACAUUGGUCAUUCUAAUGCUCUAUGUUUUUGUAUAUGUUUAUACUAAAUACUCUUUUAUAAUGACAAAAGAUCUUGCUAUGAUCUAA